This is a messenger RNA of Parasteatoda tepidariorum (common house spider), 9892 nucleotides long. RefSeq lists its product as uncharacterized. The record is from RefSeq and is a predicted model, not a curated record. Lineage: Eukaryota; Metazoa; Arthropoda; Arachnida; Araneae; Theridiidae.
AACAGACUUUAAAUAAAAAAAAAAUAGGUGGUAUGUUGCAUAUAUUCUCUUUUAAAAUCAUCAACUUAAGCGAAAUACACUUAUUUAAGGUGUUUUAUAUUGCAAGAAUAAAUGCUCCCAUAGCAAAACUAAAACGAAAAUGAGAUAAGUUAUCAAGCGAUUGUUUAAGUUUAUCGAGUAAUAAAGUAUCGCUAAUAAAAUAAAAUAGCAUGAAGUUGAAAUUAAUCACAAAGCUAGAAACAAAAAAAAGCAGUUUUUAUCUCAAUUGAAUUAUGGUUUAUUCUGUUGAAUAGUUAAUGAUUUGUCGUGUGUAUGGUCCAACUCAUAGUUUUAGGUGAUUUAAUUCUAAGUUGCAAUCACAUCAGUACAGUGAAUUGUGCAACUCGCCAAAAUUGAAGAAUAGGAAGAAGUGUAAAAUAAAAUAUAUUAAAAAUCACUUAAAACAUAAAUAUCGGGAUUACGAAUCCGGACAAAGUCAGAGGUUUAAGUACGUAAAUGUCUUUUUUGGUGAAAUAACGAACUUGAAUGCAAAAAUGCCGAAUGAUAGAAAUCGUUCUAGUAGAACACGUUCUGGUAGAACACGUUCUGGUAGAAAACGUUUGGCAGCCAAUAUAUCUAAAAAAGAGAUAGAUCAGGAAAAUAAAUUUUCGGAAUAUCGACAAGUAACGGAAGAAACCUGUCCUAAGAGUGAUAGUAAUCCAGAUGGUGCUUCAAAAGCAGGACGAAAUAUUCCGGGCCGAAAUUCCGUAGACAAGUUUUGUGAUUCCUUUCGAGUUGAUUCCGGUAAAACCAAUGAUGUAAUUACGCAACGUGAUCAAAAUAAUGAAUCUGUAGAUAGAUAUGAAAAUCCAUCGGGAAAAACAAGUCUAACUACCAAAAAGAAAGGAAAGAAAACUAAGUGGACAAAAUUAGUUACUUAUGAAACUCUAUUCUGCAACUCUGAAAAUAGUCAACAAAAUUUGAAUCGAAACUUAGAAGGAAAUAACAAGGAUAACAACUUAAGUACAUUGUCCGAAACAACGACUUCAGCUGCAGAACAAGGGAAUGAGUUUCAAAUGUGCAAUGAAAAUGUGACUUGUUAUACAUCACAGGAAGAGGCUAGAAAUUCUGAUGCACAAUUUUGUCAAAAACAUGAAAUAGAAGGAGAAAGAAAAUAUUCGGAUGAAUCGGAAAUCAUUUCAAAAACACAAAUUGAAACAUGUGUCUUUUCUCCGAAUCUUGAAGAAUACAGUUCUAGUUCCGAAUCGGAAGAAGAUAUGGUGACUGUAUUACAUUUUAAAACUCGAAAUAUCCCGACAGGGACAAAUCACUUUUUCCCGGAUGCUCAUGAAAUUCAGUUGGAGGCAACACACACUCAACCCCCAAACGAGACUAUGCAUCCCCAGAAUAAUUUUGAUCCUGUUUCGAUGUGUGAAGUAGAUGGGCAAAUGUCAAACAAUAAUAAAUCUGAAUCAACUUCGGAAACUAAAGGCUUUGUAGUGGAAAGAGACGAACUCUCAUCAAAUCGUGAUGAAUUCAAUCAUCUCUUUAUAAAAGCAAAUGAAAAUAUGAAUUUGCAAGGUAAUUUUGAGCCUAAUUACGUUUGCAUGUUUGAUGGGAAUGCAGAUAUCAAUGAUUCAUAUUUGGAAACACAACAUACGAUAGAUAAAGAUGACGUAAUUUCUUCAAGUAGUAAUAAAGUUCAAUCGGUAAGCAAUGACACUAUAAAUAAAUCAAUUUAUACACCAUCGAGAGAAAUAACGGUUUCUGAUUACAAUUUUGAUCACAAUUGUGUUACAGUGCCUGAAGAAGAUGAGGAAAAGACGAAUGAAAUUUGUGAUUCCUCUUUGCUUACAGGAAACAAGGUAGCGAAAAAGGACGAAUUUCUCUCAAAUCGUCAAAAGGCUAGUGGUAUUCUAAAUGAAUCAGUUGGUGUAUCAACAAGUAAGCCUAAACAUUUUAAUGAUAAUCUCGACCUUAAUUUAGCUUCCCUAUCUGGAGUAGAUGGCACAGAAACAAAGACUGAUAAAUGUGAUUCACUUUUUAAAACACAAGAGAUGGAAGUAAUAUCAAACAAAAUUUCCUCAAAUGCCAAUAAAAUUCAAUUAGAUGCCACUGACAUAGAAAAUGAAUCUGCAAAUGUAAAACUAAGUAAAUCUAUGAAUUAUAAUAAUAAUUUUGGUCAAAAUUGUGGUGCAAUUUCUGGAGUAGAUAAGAAAGAAACUAAGACUGAUAAAUGCGAUUUCUCUUUUCUAAGACAAGGCAUGGUUGUGGGUCCAAACGAACUUUUCUCAAAUGUUAAUGAAAUGCAAUCGAAGGCCAAUGAUAUAGAAAAUGAACCAGUUGAUGUAUUAUUACAAAGUGAUUAUUUUCAUUCUAGUGAUAAUUUUGAUCAUAAUUCUCGUUCCUUUUCUGAAGUAGGUAGAGAUGAAACAAAGACUGAUAAAUGUGAUCCAUCUUUACGAACACUAGACAUGGUUGUGGAUGCAAACGAACUAUCCUUAAAUGUUAAUGAAAUGCAAUCGGAGGCCAAUGACAUAGAAAAUGAACCAGUUGAUGUAUUAUCACAAAGUGAUUCUUUUCAUUCUAAUGAUAAUUUUGAUCAUAAUUCUAGUGCCUUUUCUGAAAUUGGUAGAGAUGAAACAAAGACUGAUAAAUGUGAUCCAUCUUUGCGAACACUAGACAUAGUUGUGAAUGCAAACGAACUUUCCUUAAAUGUUAAUGAAAUGCAAUCGGGGGCCAAUGAUAUAGAAAAUGAUCCAGUUGGUGUAUUAUUACAAAGUGAUUUUAUUCAUUCUAAUGAUAAUUUUGAUCAUAAUUCUAGUGCCUUUUCUGAAGUUGGUAGAGAAGAAACUAAGACUGAUAAAUGUGAUCCAUCUUUAACACUAGACAUGGUAGUGGAUGCAAACGAACUUUCCUUUAAUGUUAAUGAAAUGCAAUCGGGGGCCAAUGACAUAGAAAAUGAACCAGGUAGUGUAUGGCCAGGUGAAACUAUAGCUUCUAACGAUAAUUUUAUUCAUAUCUCUGUUUCAUUAUCAAAAGUUGAUGGGAAAGAAAUUAAGGCUAAUGAGCCUGAUUCAACUUCGGAAAUGACGCAAGAAACAGAAACUGACGAACUUUUUGCGAAUGAGGUAUUAUCAAAAUGCACUGUAAAUGAACCAAUUGGUGCAUCAGCAACUAGGUAUGUAUCACCAACAAAUCUAUAUUCGCACGAUAACUUUGUUUCUACAACAGGAGUAGAUGGUGAAAAGACAGAAAAUGAUAAAUUAAAAGUGCAAUUUGUGAAAAUACCAGAAAACGGUAAUUCUUCUUCCCCAUGUACUGUAAAUGGAGGAGAGAGAAAGACUGGCAAGUCUGAAUUAAUUUUGGAAGAUGUUUCUUCUAAUAGUUAUGAAACUCAUUUAGAGGCGAAUCGAACUAUGUACUUUGAAGAUGAUAUCUAUGAUAAAAACAAACAUUUAUCAUUUAAAAGAGAUGAAAAUUUGUGUCCGAUUGAAAAAUCUGCACAAGCAGUUUCAUACCCCACAUCUCGGUUAAAAACUCAAGAUAAUUUUGGUUCGGAAAAAAUUAUAUAUGAACCCAGUGAAAUGUUCCCUCAUUUACUUUUAAAAACCUUCCAAAAUACUUUCAAAGAAUAUUUUUCUCAAAAUUGGCAAAUAUUUCAGGAACAGCUGCGUAGGUGUACACUUACUGAAAGGCAAAGUAGCGAUAUUUCUUCAAAAAGUGAACAAAAUAUUGUUUCUCAUCCUGAAACUGAUGUUGGAACAUCAAAUUUGCCUGCAAUAAAUUUAAAGGGUGGCAACCAACCAUCAUCAUCCAAACUUCAUGAUAACACAAUGAGUUCAGGGACUACGUAUUCCAAAACAGAAUUCCCCAAUGGAGAUUCGCGUAAUGCCAAAGAAGUCAAAAGCAAGACAUUGUCCGUAGAAAAACAGAUUACACCUUCAAACAACCAAUUGAAUUUAGAUCCGAAUAUUGAGUCUGGUCAUGCUUUUCCUUCUAGUUCACAUGCUGUAAGAUUUUCAGAUAAAUACUGCAUGAAGUUACCCGAAUCUCCAGAAACUUUUUCUAACUUUUUCAUUUGCCCGCGCUGUAUUGAACACUAUGAGAAUUUGCGAAAAAAUGAGACAUCGAGAAAAAUUCGAAAUGUUGUUCAUUUGCUCGAUGGUUCUAGAUUUAUUUGUAAUAGCUUCAGCAAUACGACUUCGAAGGCAAGCAUAAGUAAUGAACAUGGUGCAGACGUAACAGAAAAUAUAUUCGGUGCAAUAAAUGUUGAAAUAGCAUCAUACUUUGAUAAACAAGAGUCAGUGGAAGCUAGUGACGCCUUUUCAAGCGAUAUGAAGCUAAUUAAUCCUAAAUCAGACUCUGUAAAGGGAGAAAUAUAUAUAGAAACAAGUAAGCAAGAGGGUAAAUUUAACGUGAAGAAUUUUUCAUAUGCAAAUAACCCCUCAUCAUUUCUUUGGGAAGAACGAGAUAAGCUGAGAAAGCUAGGAUUGGAAUCAGUUGAAAAUACCAAACAGCAUUCCGUAAAUAAUAGGAGCGUACUUAGUCGGCAGCACAAUCUCAAAAAUAUAAGACUAGAACCUGGUUCUGCUUUAUUUGAUAACGUAGAGUCUGAAAACUCUGGUUCUAUUCCUUUAAAUAACGUAGCUUCUGAAUAUCUUCCAUUAGUUUUGACAGAACGAAGCAAUUCAAAAAAAUUAGAAAUGGACUCGGUUAAAAAUUUCAAUCAGGAUUCUAUGAUGAAUGAAAAGGUAAUAAGUAGACUUCGCGGUUGCAAUGAUAUGAGCCUUAACUUAGAUUCUUCUGCUUUAUUAAAAAAGGGGGGUUCUGAAAAUUCUAUUUCAUUAAACAAGGUAGCUUCUGAUACUCUUCCAUUUCUUUUGACAGAACGAAGCGAGACAAAACAAUUAGGAAUAAACUCAGUUGAAAAUAUCAGUCAGUAUACUUUAAACAGUGAACGGGUAGUUAGUCGACAUUCCGAUUUCAAAAAUAUAAGCAUAGAGCCUGGUUCUGCUUUAUUAAAUAACGGAGGUUCUGAAAACUCCUGUUGUAUUCCACUAAAUGACAUGCCUUCUGAUGAUCACCAUUUUCCAUCACUUCUGACAGAACGAAUCAAGCUAAGAGAGUUUGGAAUGGACUCGGUUGAAAAUACGAAUCUGCAUUCAAUGAAUAAUGAAAAGUUAAUAAGUCGACGUCACGGUUGCAACGAUGCGAGCCAAGACCCUAGUUCUGCUUUAUUCAGAAGCGGAGACUCUGAAAACUCUGGUUCUAUAUCAAUAAAUAACGUAACUUUUGAUACUCUCCAAUUUUCAUUACUUUUGAAAGAACGAAGAAAGUCAUGCGAAUUUGGAAAGGAGUCUGUUGAAAAUAUCAAUCUGAAUUCUAUGAAUAAUGAAAGGGUAAUAAGUCAACAUGACGGUAACAAUGAUUCGAGUCUUAACUCUGGUUCUGCUUUACUGACUAACAUGGUUUCUGAAAAUUUAGAUCCUUCUUUAUUAAAUAACGAAGGUUUUGAAAACCCAGGUUAUAUAACAUUAAAUAACGUAACUUUUGAUGCUCUCCAAUUUCCAUUACUUUUGAAAGAACGAAGCAAAUCAAGCGAUUUUGGAAUGGACUCUGUUGAAAAUAUUAAUCUGAAUUCCGAGAAUAAUGAAAGGGUAGUAAGUCAACAUUGCGGUAACAAUGAUUCGAGCCUUAACUCUGGUUCUGCUCUACCGACUAACACAGAUUCUGAAAACCCGGGUUCUGAUUUAUACGAAGCUUUAGAAAGUUUUGGUAGUGCUUCAUUAAAUAAAACAGCUUCUAAAAAUGAUAUAGAUAUGCAUAGAAAUGCUCCUCUUACAGAUAAUUUAGUCUCAAGAAAAGAUAAUGCAGAUAGAACAUCAUAUGUAGGAAGUCGAUUAAGGUUGAGAAAAACCGUGGCAAAGAGACCUUCAAAAUUUAUGUCGAGAAAAUAUUUUUCUCAUGCUGCCAGCUUAGAAAAAAUAUCUAAUCUUUCAGAAAAAAACGAAUCCUUAUUAGAGGAACGAGACACAUCAGCUAACGAGCCAGGCUUCAGUUUAAGUAGCAAUGCACCUGCUUUUUAUCAAGAAAAAUUUGAGAAACUGAAGAGUUUGACGAGAACAGAUGUGGGAAAUGAAAUCACUGGCGAAGAAAACAGUAGAAAGGAUUUUAUUAAGCUUGGUGGGGCUAUGAAAACGGAGUGCUUUGUUUUUGAUCAAAGUUCUCCUAAGAAUCAAUCUUUUGCUGAAAUCUCAGAGGAAGUAAAAAUGUCAUGUCCGACCAUACGUCCAAGAAGAUCUACCGAACUGGCCGUUCCAUCAUCUGAAUCUUCAAAUUCAAAUAAGUCUCUAAUUCGAAAUGAAGUGGAAGCAUCUGAAAUAUUUGCUGAAGAUAAGGCUUCUUCAAAAAACGAAAUUGUGGAUGCGAUAGACCAAAAGGAAAUGCUGGAAUCCCAUGCAACUAUCGAAAUGAAGUUCAGCUCAAUGUUAACUAAUCAGAUCGUUUCAAAGAAGAGAAACAGCUUGGAGGCAAAUAGUUUAUCAACUCGGAGUUUCACAUCUUUGAACUGGAGGCAAAUGAAAAAUAUAUCAUCAUCUGAUACCGAUUCUGAGAACAGUUGCAGUGACAUUGAGCCAGCCACUGUGGCUAAAUGUACUAUUGAUUCGAUAAAAUUUCGCAACCAGUUUCAUUAUUCCAAAAGUCAGCAACAAAAGGCCACACAAGAAUGUUUGAAUGACACUAAUGGAAAGUGCAAUUCUUCUGAUAUUACGCAAAAGCAUGGACAAGACAAUAAAUGUGUUGAAUUUGUAGGUAACUCUUGUGAAUUCCGUCACGCGGGCAAAUCUAGUUUGUGUUUAAGUUCUGACAAUUUAAAGCUAGAAAUAUUUAACAAUCCAUCUUUUGUGAAUCUGAAAUUAAUUGGUGAAAAAAUCGAAAAUUAUUUGGAAGAUACCAAUGUUGAAUCAGAUGGUGAAAAUUGCAAUUUAGAAUUAUCAGCAUCCGCCAAUGUUUCUAACAAGAACAACAAUCAAGAGGCAACAGAAUCUACUGCGUUAAAAAAAGUAGAGACAAACGGGCAUAACUCGCUCUGUACUGUUAAAAGGAAAGUACUUAAAAAAGGUAAACCUCAUAAAAUGCAGAAAAAACCAGAAACUAAAGUAGAAGUUGGAGAAAUGCAAAACUCAAUAAUGCGUCAAACAAAACCUAAACAUCGUCAUAACCGAAGCACUCCAAAGAAAGGUAUAACGCGAAAGGGAACUGAAACACAUGCAGAACAUCAGUCAGGAAAGGAAGAAAUAUUUUCUAAUUACCAAAGCACAACUUCGUUCCAAAACAACAAAACUCGUUAUACUCCAUCGACUUUGAUGAGAGCUAACUUACCAGACUAUUCUGAUUUGACAGGAAUUGCUAAGCCGAAUACUGUUUACGAAAGUAAAAACCACCAACUGGACGCAAUCGAAACAAAUCCACCUGAUUCUUUCGCAAUCGGAGGAGGGCCAAAUGUUUUAGAUGAGGAAAACAGGGAUUUAGCUGCAGCUAGAGAGAUUUCUAACAGCAUGGAAAGUUUAGUUGACUCACUUAGUAGCUUCCAUUUCUCAGACAGCAGAGAGAUAGGUGCGAUAAAUGAAAAUGACGAAUUCAGUUUUCAAAACAAGAAUUUUAAGAUGACUUUUCAGCCCAAUUCAGAUAUGGACAACUUCAAGUUUUGUUAUGAACGCUCGUUUUCAAAAUCUGAAAUGGAGUUCAAAGUUAAGGAGAAAAAAUUAUUUUUAGAAAUUGGUCAUAACUGAGUUCAUUCAAUCCUGUAUUUUGAAUGUUAUUUUGACUUUUCAUUUUUUUUAUAAGAAUUACGUAGAUAAUUUUCUUUUUUCUUAAACUUUUAUUAUUGUCCCGUAAUAUAUUUCAAAAUAUCUUUAAGAGAUACUACCUUCUCUGCGGUACUUAUAUUUAUAUCAAAUCUUUAAAAAUAAGUAAUUUGCUAGAGUUAUUAAAUUUUUAUGAAAACAAAUAUGAAGUGUUUUAAAAAACUACAAAGAUAUUCCGGGUACUACGAAUAAUUUUAAUUAAGGGAAGAAUCAAAUAAUGAUUUUGUGGCAAUAAGUAAUUCAAGCCAACUGAUUAUUUCAGUAUUACAAGUACUAAUUAUGCGUUAUUCGCCCAUCGGAUAACUUAUUUUUGCUGAUUAAAGUUUCGUUUAAAAAUUCCUAACAUAUUAAGCUAAUUUAAUCAAUUGGUCUCUCAAAUCAUAAUUGAUCUUUUAACCUAUUUCUGUUGUAUAGAUUCCUGUUGUAAUUUUUCUGCUUGCCAAUAAAUUAUUUUUUGAAUACGAUAAAUCCAGUAGGCAAAUUAUUGAGCCAUAAAAAUAUUCAUAAAAUACAAAUCGCGGUGUAACAGGAAAAGCAUGAGAUAGCAAAAUAGCUGCUACUUUUCAUUUUUAAUUUUAAUAUAUUUAAAAAUAAUGCUUUUAAAUUAUCUUUAAUAACCUUUUAAAAGUAAAAUUUCAUAAUUCUAAUUAAAAAGUGAAUGAACAUUUUGAUGUUUUAAAUCUUAAAUUUUCCAUAUUUCGAAAGUAUUUUGAUUUUGUACUUAUUUCUUAUCAUCAAUGCUUAAUUACAUUUUUAGUAUAUAUAUUUUUUGGACCUAAUUUCCCUUUUCCUGGAUUUUAUAUCUUCUCAUUUAUUCCCUGUCUCUGUCACAAGUAUAAAUAUCAGUCAUUCACAGAAGUUGUGACGUUUUUGUCAGGGAUAAGAAAAAAAAUCACCUGAUAAUUUCAUGUAAAGGCAUUUUAUACAGCGAAAUCAGUAUCAAUUAUGCAUUUCCAACCAUAUAAUACAAGCUUGCAAAUUCUGCGUUUUUUAAGGAACUGGCAACAAAAACAGUCUAUGUGGUAUUAACAUGGUUUCGAAACUGUUGUUCAUACAAAUGACUAAAUACAUAUGAUAUUCGAGUAGUGUAUGAAAAUGUGUAAAAUUUCCCAACCAACGUAUUAAUAAUCCGUAUGGUAUCAUUCUUCUUAACCCUUUUUCACUGAAACUUCAUCAAAUAAUUUUCUGAAUAUGAAUGAAAAAUUUUUUUUAAAACUACUUCUUCUUAUUUUGUAUUUUAGUUCAAAUGUAACUCCAAUUAUCUAAAAGAUAUUUUUUAGUAAGACUGUUUUUUAUAAUUUUUGGCUUUUAAUUAGAGAGCCAGAAAAAAAUUACAUUAAAGGGACACCGGUGUCCCAUCUGAGUCAAAGGGUCAAGAUCUGACCACUGGGGCGAGUGGCGAUAAUUAUGCCAGUUUUAGCGUUUCAAUGUAUUUAAUACAAGCUCUGGUACGCCAAAAACGAAUCGAAACAUACUCUUCUGGGUACCUGAUGGUUUGUUUAGUGUUACGUUAAUUGUAAAUUUUUUUUCCAAUGUUUUCUGUACAGAGUUGGCAUGCAUUAGAAUAAAAAAUUGAUUUAUCUUAAAACAUGGCCAAGGUACGUACGCACUUAGAAAAAACGCUUAGUAAUUUUGGGAUAAAAUUUUUUAUUUUAUUGUGUUUGUAACUAUUAUAAUAUAAUAACUCUAUUUAAAUAAAUUUACAUCCAAAAAUGAAAAAGAUUUAAAAUUUUAAUUCACAAUUGAAAGAUAAGCUUACUUAUAUCUGUUUUAUUUCAAAAUUGAUGUCAGUUUUUCAGGUGUUUAGAAAACCAUUGGGCCACAAAACAUUUAUUUCUGUAAUAGUGUUAAAUUUUUCUUACCCGUAAGAAUGAGUAAGUCUGAAAUAAUGUUCUGUAAUUACUAUUCUUAACCUAAAACAUUCAUUUGUAUUAUGAUGUUUUGGUGAUUUUUUUUACUUUAAAUUUGGUAAUGAUGUGUUCUUCAUCUUAGAAAAAAAGUUUUUUAUUUCAUUUUUUUCCCAGUAUGAUCCAGUGUUUUGU